AACACUUCCUAAGGAUCUUUUAAGUAAAGGCGUGGCGUUUCUUUUUGCUAUGCACAACACGUUCUUAGUCCGCUACUAACGCGACAACCAUCUAUUUCCAUCCAGAUGUUCAGCCAAUAAGAAGCGGCGCUGAUUCCAGCGAAGGAAAGAGGCGGAGGGAGGAAUGCUGCAGGAUGCACAUUAUAAUGCCUGUCAAACCUCAGUGACGACAGGAUAAAAAAAAAACCAAAACAAGCAUAUCUUUCCGUGCGAGAUUGACGUGGAGGAUUCACACCAUGCUCGCUGCAGCUGCCACGGUGUUGCUCGGAACGGUCGUCACCAUCUUGUCAAGAUCCCACGCAGACCGUAAUGUCUACCCAUCAGCUGGAGUGUUGUUUGUCCACGUGCUGGAGAGAGAGCACUUCAAAGGAGAGUUUCCUCCUUACCCCAAAUCAGGUGACGCCGGCAAUGAUCCGAUCACCUUCAACACCAACCUGAAGGGCUUCCCCGACAGACCCGGCUGGCUGCGCUACAUCCAGAGGACUCCUCACGGCGACGGCGUGCUCUAUGGUUCCCCCACUGCAGAGCACGUUGGCAAGCCUACUGUGAUAGAGAUUACCGCCUAUAACAGACGCACGUUUGAGACGGCACGGCACAACCUGGUCAUUAACAUCAUGGCAACGGAAGAGUUCCCGCUGCCUUACCAGGCGGAGUUUUACAUCAAAAACAUGAACGUGGAGGAGAUGCUGGCCAGCGAGGUGCUGGGAGACUUUCUUGGCGCCGUGAAGAACGUGUGGCAGCCCGAGCGACUCAACGCUAUCAACAUCACAUCGGCGCUGGACCGCGGCGGCCGGGUGCCCCUGCCUAUCAACAACCUCAAAGAAGGUGUGUAUGUGAUGGUCGGCGCUGACGUUCCCUUCUCGUCGUGCCUGCGGGAGGUGGAGAACCCACAUAACCAGCUGCGCUGCAGUCAGGAGAUGGAGCCUGUCAUCAGCUGUGACAAGAAAUUCAGAGCUCAGUUUCACAUCGACUGGUGUAAGAUCUCCCUGGUCGAUAUCAACAAAGUGGUUCCAGUGUACGUCUCCCGCCCAGAUCCGGGCACAGGAAUCCUGCCUGAGUUUGGAGAGUACAACCCCCCGUCGGAGUCUCUGAAGAGCCCAGACUACUUCUUCGACUUCCUGGUGACGCUGGCCAUUCCGUCCGCCGUGGCCCUCGUCCUCUUCUUCAUCCUCGGCUACACUAUGUGCUGCAGACGGGAGGGGGUCAUCCAGCUGGUUCACCACAGCGCCAUCCAGAAGUCCACCAAGGAGCUGCGGGGGAUGUCCAAGAACCGUGAGAUCUCCUGGCCUCUGUCCACCCUGCCCGUCUUCAACCCGGUCAGCGGGGAGGUGGUGCCCCCCAUUCACCCCGACAACUACGAGACCACCAGCAUGCCCCUCAUGCAGACACAGGCGAAUCUGCAGAAUCAGAUUACAAUACCACAGCAGAGGCCAUCAGGAGAUAAUUAUGUCAUGUCAACAUUUCGAAGACUGGAGGUAAAUGGUAUCCCUGAGGAAAGGAAGGUGGCUGAAGCCCUUAACCUUUGACCAGAAGCACCAGUGUAGGAACUGCCUUCCAUCCGUCUUUUUUUUUGUGUGUGUGUGUGUGUGUGUUUUCUAACAUUUGUGCCAAACUAGGUCUGCAUGAUAUUAACAAAUCAUGUAUCUGCCAAUACCGCAACAAUGAUGUCAGUGGCGAUUAAUGCGUCUCUUUUUCCACUCAUCAUGACGCUUCCAACUGUGUAACCUUUAGCAUCUUAGGCAUGACCCCUCUGUGUCAGGUGUCGACGUCUCCUUCAGCGACACUCCAUCCAACAGAUGAGUGGAUUACUGGCAUGCAAAAUGUUAAUUCGUGACACAUGGGCAUUGUGAUAACAUCGCACACAACAUAUGAACUAUUUUGCAUUCCCGGUUAUCAACCUGCAUGUCUCACAUGGAAGGUUUCAGUCACAUGUCAUUCCUGGUGGGUGAGGAUCUGCAACAGAGGAGAAGCAGAUCCACAAGAUGUGUAUAUGUUAAACAUAUGGACCUCAGAGAAAAGGGAGUUUGUACAGUGUCAAUUUUAUGUAAUGUAUAAGUUGGUAAUAAAUUCUUUAUAAAAUAUUUAAUGGUUUUGACCAAUGCACAUGUCCAAAGAAAUAACAACAAACAAACAAACCCCAAAACUUUGUUGUUGUUUUUUUUAAUCGAGGGAUUUAAAAAAAAAACAAAAAAACAAUGUACAACAGAAUAAAGGCAUUUAUAAAUAUGAAGACAAUUCCACACAUUGUCAGACACCAAAAACAAACACGUAAAUAUUUGACUAGGCCCUAAAAACGGGUGUAAUAUUUGUUGCUUUUACAUGAUCACAACGAUCAAUUAAGGCAUGAAACAACUGCCAAAUGUACCACUUUGCUGUUGAUCAAUAAAAGAGGUCAGUAAACUUUAUACAUGUAUCAAAGGAAAAUGAUAGCAGGCAAAUACCAUAUUAUCGAUAAUUAUACGCGACUGAUUGUUGGUAGAAAUUUUGAGGUCAACUUGGCUCUGUUUCACUUUGAGAGUGUGAACAUCCUCAAAAGCUGCAGAUUGUAACAAAAACAGAAAUGUGUCCUGUCGUUUUCCAGGGAAAAAACAAACAAACAUAAAUACAAAAUGAUUGACACGCCAUGUUUUACUACCCCAACGGUAGAGAUGCAAUUAAACACUUAAGUUUGACAUAACUGUUUUCUUUAAGCAAAGAAAAAUAAAAAAAUAAAUAAAUAUGCCAAACAAGAAUGUACUAAAAUCUGGGUAUCAUCUUAAAGAUGAAAGUGGAAAAUAAAAAAGCAGGUUCAAAAUAAAAGUGCUUCCUCUCAAAUGAGUAGAAACAGGCAAAGAACCAAUUACCUGGCAAUAGACAUAUUUAACAAUAUUUUCAUCUAUGCGGCAUUAAAGUACCCUCUUAGGUCUGUCAGUGCAUUACAAAGUGGUUAUAAUGCUGAAGUGGUCCUGAUUUCAAGUGCUUAAACAACACACUUGAGUAUGUGCUGUUUACAGAACCCUCUGGAGUUAAAAAAAAAAAAAAAGAGAGAGAGAGAAAUAUCAAAAAGCCUUCAACUAAUUAUUAGGUCGGUCUGAGGAAGGACGUUUGUUUCUUCUAUGGUAGAACAAUAUGUGCAAUAUUGUGCAUUUUCCACCACAGCUAGUAUGAGGCAUGUUUUAAAGAACAGAAGAUGAACAGCUGUACAAAAUAAAUCUGUUGUAUCGUACAAAUAUACAUAUAUUUACACAGCAUGUGGUGCUAAUAGGACACAACUAUGUGACUGAAAGGCUCAACCUUGUCUAGGAGAUAGUAGAUUGGGUACAAAAUUCUUAAUGCGAUACUUCACAAACAGCAGUUAUGGACGCAAAGUACAAAACAAAGCCAAAACUGUAUAAAAUAUAAGCUUAAUUUAAGUCAUUAAAUACUGUACAUGUCACAUGUCAUUUCUGAGCUACAGCAGGUGACAACGACUCUCUGCAAACGCAAUAAUCUCAAACAUUGCUUUAAAUGAAAAAAAUAAAAUAAAAAACAAAUGUCGCUAAAAGUUUAACAAUUGCACUGCAAAUUUUUUUUACUAUACACUCGGCAGGUUUGUGAUCAGUCCACAUUGAUCCACUUUGUUCCUUGUGUAAAUAUCUCACACCAGCAAUAUAGAAGGUCAAUGACAAGAUGUUAUGCAGAUCCGCUUAUUUGGGGGGGGG
Messenger RNA from Gambusia affinis (western mosquitofish), 3719 nucleotides. RefSeq names its product sarcoglycan, epsilon (gene sgce). The transcript has 11 exons. Gene Ontology annotation, cellular component: membrane; sarcoglycan complex. The coding region runs from base 276 to 1565 and encodes 429 amino acids. The record is from RefSeq and is a predicted model, not a curated record. NCBI's taxonomy places the organism in Eukaryota, Metazoa, Chordata, Actinopteri, Cyprinodontiformes, Poeciliidae.